Messenger RNA from Stomoxys calcitrans (stable fly), 1985 nucleotides. RefSeq lists its product as uncharacterized. Lineage: Eukaryota; Metazoa; Arthropoda; Insecta; Diptera; Muscidae. Gene Ontology annotation, biological process: proteolysis. Gene Ontology annotation, molecular function: serine-type endopeptidase activity. The coding region runs from base 34 to 1896 and encodes 620 amino acids. The transcript is spliced from 6 exons. The record is from RefSeq and is a predicted model, not a curated record.
CACAAUUAAUUUAAACAAUUUAGCCAAGUUAACAUGUUGCGUCAAAGUAUUUGGAAAAGGCAAGUCCUAUUUUGCCUGAUAGUGGGAUUGGUGCUGCAGCUGCAGCUGACAAAAGCUCAAAUACAGCCACGCAUAGUGGGUGGUAACUUUGCCAAAGUAGGACAAUUUCCCUAUCAAGUAUCCCUGCUGGUCAAUGGCCAACACAAUUGUGGUGGUAGCAUCAUAUCAGAGCUUUAUGUGGUGACAGCAGCCCAUUGCGUGGUCAUAGAUCAGUCUACAAUUCGAAUUCCUUUAGACAUGCUUAGUGUGCGAGCUGGCAGCCUUGUAACCACCUCCGGUGGCCAACAUGUUCCCGUAGCCGAAGUGAAAAUUCAUCCUACCUAUCGUUGGUUUAACCAUGACAUUGCCUUGGUAAAACUAGCUGAACCCCUGCAUUUCAAUGACAAUGUUAAGGCCAUAGCUUUGGCCACAAAGAAUCCCCCUUCGGGCGCGUAUGUCUCAACGUCUGGCUGGGGUCGCACAAGCACCAACGGCCCUUUUUCACCUCUCUUGAAACAUAACACUUUGGUGUCCCUAACGAAUGGCGAUUGUAAAAAAUGGUUAAAAAGUUUUGUGCCUGCCAGCGUCAUCUGUUUUGUUGGAGCCGCUGACAAUGGCAUAUGCCGAGGUGAUUCCGGUGGUCCCGCUGUUUACAAUAAAACACUAGUGGGUGUGGUGAAUUACUACGAAAACGGUUGCGGCUAUGAUCCUGAUGGGUUUGCCAGUGUUGCUCUGAAUCAUGCUUGGUUGGUAGCCAACUCUAGGACAGCUGGACCACCAGAAUCACCUUUGCAUAUGCCGUUGUUAUCGCCGCCCAUAAGGCAGAUGACACUCUUCGGUACAAAACGUUUUGAUUCUUUUUCGCAAUCGUCUCUGGUCAACGAGGUUAAGAUGGGUGAAAGACUGCCAGCUCGAAUGCUCAAUGAAGUAACAGGUAAACUUUUGAAAAAUGAAAGAAAAAUUAACACCUGCAAUGGCUAUAUGACACAUACUUCAAAUGCGACUAUAAAUAGCUCAACAAUUUUCAUGAUUAGCAAACUUGGUUGGGUGAUUUAUAGAAAACAAUCCAAAAUGAGUUUCGGAAGUAUUUUCCACAAGCAUUUGUUAAUCGCUCUUUUGUGUUUGCUGCACCAACAAGCAACAAAAGCCGGAAAGGUAAAACCUUCGCUGCCUCUACGUGCACGCAUUCUAGGUGGCUCCGAUGCUGCCGAAGGGCAAUUUCCCCAUCAGGUGUCCAUAAGGAUUGGAGAGACCCAUAUAUGUGGCGGCUCCAUAAUAUCACCUUCAUAUAUACUGACGGCGGCCCAUUGUGCAUAUGCUGGAGAAGAACCCAUUGAUCCCUCUUAUUUGAGCAUACGUGCUGGCAGCAUCUAUGUCAACCGCGGUGGCCAGGAGGCCAAUGUUUCGGAAAUAACCGUCCAUCCUUCGUAUAACGAAAACGAUAACGACAUUGCCCUCAUGAAAUUGGCGGCCCCCUUGCAAAUGAAUGAAAAUGUGCGCGCCAUUGAAUUGGCUACCGAGGAACCACCUGUUGGCUCUUUUGUCACUACUUCUGGCUGGGGACGCCUUAGCCAAGACGGUGCCCAACCUGAAAUUCUACAAUACUUUGCCAUGUUAGGUUUGCCAAAUGCCGAAUGUAAAACCUGGCUGCCCCGUCUCUCUGAUAACACCAUUUGUUUGGUCCAUUUCAAUGGGCAAGGUGUGUGCAGAGGCGAUUCUGGUGGCCCAGCAGUCUAUGAUGGCAAAUUGGUUGGUGUCACCAAUUCAGUUCUUGGUGUAUGUGGUAGAUUUGGCCCUGAUGUAUUUUCCAGUGUGGCCCAUCAUCGCGAUUGGGUGGUCAGAAAUUCGCGCGAAUAAGUGAACAAACUCUUAAAGUUAUCAAUUGUGUAAAGAAUUUUUUGGCUUGUUUUUCAGUAUUUAAUAAAGAUUAUGAAUUUUAAAACUAA